UCCUAAAAUACAUUGUUUAUGAGAUAUUUCGGUGUAUCCAGACUUUUGGUACACCCUGUAUAUCAUCAUAUAUCAUUCCGCGGAAGUAUCGGAAUUGGAAUUCGUUAUUCUGUUUCUUUUCAAGGAGUUGUGGCAAAGUACGAACAGUGACGAAUUAUUCGCCAAAUUGAAGUUGCGCAUAUCUCAUAAAUCCCUCCGAGUUUAGAAUCUUUUAGAAAGCAGAGCAAUGGCAUCGACGCAAGACAGAAUGAAACUCAAACGUACAAGCUCGAGUGACACAUGGUCUACACGGGAACAAUUAUGCCUUGCAUCAAGUGUACUGAAGUCUGGGGAUCAGAAUUGGAUGAGUGUAUCCAGAUCAUUGAAGCCGUUUGUUGAAAAAGAACCGUCACGGCCAGUAGACUGGUUCUCGCAAAAGUCAUGUGCCAUGCAAUAUGCAUGUCUACUGGAAAAUACUGAUACACCGAAAAGAAAGAAGCGAGAAAGUGGCGAGACCACUAGUGAGUCCAUAGUUAGAAAAUUGACACAGGAGAGAAUAGCCGAGUUAAGUCAGAUUCUCAACCGUCAGAGGGACGAGUAUCUACGACUCAAGACUGAUAUAAAUCAUCUUAAGUCUAGUGCAAUAAGUGAUGAGAAGUUGGAGAAGAUGUGGCUCGAUAUACAACAGGAGGAACGCGAGACAGAGCAGAACGCACGGACUCACAUGAUGUGGCUGGCAAAACGUCAACAACAAUUGAAACAGGAUAUGAGUUCACCAUCUGUCUCAACUUCGAUUAUAAGUCAAACUCGUAAAGUAGUGGAAGGUACAACAGAGUUACUACAGGAAUCCACUACGACAGAAUCGUCGGCAGAGAACGACGAAGAAAAGAAAACUAACAGAGGUGGUAGAUCUCCAUUGCUGACAAGUCUACUGAAAUCCCCCAGCCCGACCACUCAGACUGUACAGUCCUUUCCGUCCACUCCCGUUCAAGUGAGCUCGCCGACCAUUACUAGUCUGCUUGGAUCAAGUCCCAAAGUGCUAAACACACAGGUAGCACAAAAUGUAUCGCCACAGUUACAGCAGUUGGUCUCGACGGCUAUAACCAGCGCAAAUACGACACCAGAACGGCCGUCCAUUGGUGCUCCUACGCUCUCUAUGCUGUUGGAAAUGCCAGCAAGUACACAGAGAGGCUCUUUAUCAAAUCUGCAAACAACUCCCACAGCAAUUGUAUCCCAUGCACAACAGACAACAACGACUGUGGCUACUACCUCUGAAGUGCACAAUUUACAGCAAGUUGCGCAAUCACAAACUCAAGUCGAACAGGCUAUCCAGAAGGAAACGAUGGCAGCAACGACGAUGUUGACAGUUCCAGCGACCGCCAUCACUUCGACAAAUAUGUCAGUGUCAGAGAAUAUGCAGAUGCAGAUAAUUGAUCACAUAGACGUGAUGCAUAAAGACAUAAUGGUAGAUGUGAUGGAUAAGGAUGAGAUAAAUGACAUUAUCGGCGACAUCGAGGAAUUGAUUAAGGAAGAGAUCAAAGAAGAUAUCCCCAAUAGCUCACAGACGAUGGACACGAGUGGCUCGACAACAACAGCAACGGCAACGGCAGUUAUCAAUAGUCCCGCCAAUAUGCCCGAACAAGCGACCGAAGUGCUGAUAGCAACAACGGAACAAAGGCCGCAGUCAAGAGAUGUAGAUGAGGCCGUGUCGCUGUCCGAUUCGCCGCAAAGCGAAAUGGCAAUUGAGGAGAUCGAUUCUAGUACUUCAAAUAUUGCCGAAAUUAUUGGAACCGUCGCCAUAGAUUCGCAAGAACCUAAAAUUAUUGUCACAGAGAUCACACAGACCAUACCAAAUACAUCAGAGACCAAAUCCGAGACGAGUAUGUGUGAAAAGAGGACGACUUUAACGGACCAGCUUGUUUCGAAGACAGAAAUCAAAGAUGAAGAAACUAGUAAGGAUAUUCCAAUAGAAGAGAAACGAUCAGAUAUUGAAACAAAAUCUAUGAACACCUUAUCGAACGUAAAGAUCGAGGAUAAUAACUCUAAACUUUUGGACGAAACGAAGGAAACAAUAAACGAAAUUGUGGAAGACGUGGAAGAGGAAGACGGGGAGGAAGAGGAAGAGGAGGAAGAAACGGAAAUGACUGCGCCUGUUUAUAAAGAAUCGUCUGAUAGCGUUAAAGAGUCGAAGGAACCAACAGAAGAUACUGAAGGGGAUCAGCAGGACCUACCAUCCGCGGAGAUUGUCAGCAUCUCUUCAGAGGUGACGAACGAUCUACCCAGUGCCGAAGAUACAGAGAAGUCGCAAGAUAUCAGCUUGAUCCUGGAGGACGACGAGAGCAACCAAAGCAUGGAAAAUAAAAAGAAGAAAGCGGCGACAGAAGAGCAGAUCGUCGAAAACACGAUUGAAAAUACAGAAUCCUUAGAAUCUUUUAAAGAGGAAUCGACAAAAGAAAAGAAUGUUGUAGAGAUAAAGGAAGAGUCUUUGAUAAAGUUACAGACAGAAGAAACGAACGAAGAAACGUUGGAGAUGAGUACAGAGCUUAAGAAUGUAAAGAUCAAAGAUUCCUCGGAAGACACUACAAGUUCCGGCUUACAGGAUAUAGAAGUUAAAGAGGAGGAGUCUGACAAAGAACCAACCGACGAAAACGAGGAUAUUAAACAAGUGACCGUAGAGGAAGUAAAAAGUGUCAAAAGCGAGCCAGUUGAGGCUACAGAAAUAAACAUUAAGAAAACAGAAAGUGCAGAAAUCAAAUCCGAGGAAUCAAAAACCGAAACGAAAUCAGAAGUUAGCAGUUUGUUUCACAGAAAGAGCCCACUUCACGAUACAUCGGAGGAAGACAAGAAAGAGAAAGUGGAAGUGAAGAAAGAGGAGAAAGAGGAUGUCAAGAAAAUCACGGAAGGUGAGCAGAGCGUAAAGAAGGAGAUAGAAUCUACAGUCGUGGAAGAACCCGGGGAAUUGGACGAGGAGGAGUCCUCGUUGAGCAAAUUGAGUAGCAACCGAGCGAUGAAAACGUACUCUAAGAAGCAGAACGUUGCUGUGGACAGUGAACCAGAAAAUGAAAGCACUGGAGAGGGCGCGGAUUAUCGUGCUUGGAAGAAAUCGGUUUUGCUCGUCUACAAUCGUUUGGCCACGCACAAAUACGCGUCGGUGUUUCUCAGACCGAUCACAGAAGACCAGGCACCCGGAUAUCAUUCGGUGAUCUUCCGACCGAUGGAUCUAUCGACCAUCAAGAAAAACAUUGACAAUGGCACGAUUAGGACGACCACACAUUUUCAGAGAGAUGUCAUGCUUAUGUUCAAGAACGCGAUCAUGUACAACAAACAUGAUACGUUUAUUUAUAAAAUGGCAAUUUCAAUGCAAGAGGAGAGUUUGCAACAUAUGCAGAUUUUGGUACAAGCAAAGGGAGAAGGAACGUUCCGGAGGGAGACCAGAACUGCUGCAAGUAGUAGUAGCGAGACAAACGAGAAUAGCCUUAAGCGGAAACGAAGUCACAUCACUCCGAGUCCCCACGAUACCGAUACUCCGCGCUCGAAAAAACGCAGAAAAUCCGAGAACGAUUAAAAACUCGAUUAACAAAUUGUACAUAAAACUGUAAAAAUGUGCUUAUAAGAAAAAGGGAAAUGUAGCAAAGAAGAAUGAUGGAGAAUAGAGUCAUAUUUUUCAGGCAUUGACAAAAUAUAUAUCAAUGUUAUAUGAAAGUAACUGAUAUUCUUAAUAUAUCUACAAAGAAAGCGUAUGUGUGAUAUAAUCAUUAUAUAAUGUUGAUUUAUCUCUCUCUUAUUUUGUAAGGCCAAUUUAUGAUACAACUAUAGUACUCGCG
Cyphomyrmex costatus is the source of this 3803-nucleotide messenger RNA. It is a transcript of the gene Brd8, whose product is annotated as Bromodomain containing 8. The transcript has 5 exons. Lineage: Eukaryota; Metazoa; Arthropoda; Insecta; Hymenoptera; Formicidae. The record is from RefSeq and is a predicted model, not a curated record. Gene Ontology annotation, cellular component: NuA4 histone acetyltransferase complex. Bases 227 to 3544 code for a protein of 1105 amino acids. Gene Ontology annotation, molecular function: protein binding.